AUGCCAGUUCAGAUCAGACAGAAACCGAAUGGCGAAGCAGAAACCCUUUUGGAAAGUACGCAAAGUGAGACGGUCAAUGUGAAGAACGACGGAACUAAAGAGCAUACGGCUCAUCGAGACCGCUAUGCUGCUCUUGAUGCAGACAAACUGAUGGAUGCCUAUGGUUUUGGAAGAUAUCAGUUUUUUGGUUAUUUUCUUUCCGAAUGCAUGAACUUCUUCUACUCGGCGGCGAUGUACGUCAUGCCCUAUGUGGAACCCAAUCCUGUACUCGAAUGUACUUUCAAGGUGAGCGAAAAUCUUUUCAAUUUCACUUGCUCGUGA
Molecule: messenger RNA, 321 nt
Organism: Haemonchus placei
Lineage: Eukaryota; Metazoa; Nematoda; Chromadorea; Rhabditida; Trichostrongylidae
Source: the annotation of a GenBank genome assembly